AUGAAUCUAAGGUGCCAAAGAAAACCAAAUACAUUGGCAAGAAGGGAAUCACCAAGGACCUCCUUGGAUGGCCAUCCAUUGCAUCGUGCCCGGACGGGCACUGGCACAAAGGCAAGUGCGACUCGCGCACUCAACAUGUUUAUGAAGGGCCUUUACUCUGGAGAUUUGUGGCUGUGUGGGAAGGACAAAGACACGAUGAUUCAAUCUGGAAUGCAUUUCUUGAAGGGUUCGUCAAGACUUGCAUUUCUCUCCUUUCAUCUUGGGGAGGAGAGAUUUGCAAUCACUCCUAAGCACCACUUCCUCUAUCAUAUAGUCAAAGUGAUCCAGUGGGAAGCCGACAUGACUGGUUUCGCUCGCAACCCGUGUUGCGAAUCUUGCAGUCAAGACGAAGACUUGAUAGGGCGAAUAGCCCGCGUCGCCCGGUCCGUGAGUCCCAGGGCUACAGCAAUGAGGACCCUGCAAAGAUACCUCUUGCUAGUACGUGAUGCAUGGUACACGGAGAGCUGA
Messenger RNA from Symbiodinium sp. CCMP2592, 507 nucleotides. The record is from the annotation of a GenBank genome assembly. Lineage: Eukaryota; Dinophyceae; Suessiales; Symbiodiniaceae.